AUGACUGAUUACGAAGGCGGCACAAUCAAAUCAGUCAAAGAGAUGUUACCUAACGUUCUGCACAAGGGAUGUCUCUUUCAUUUUUCACAAGCGGUAUGGCGACAAGUUGAAAGCAAAAGAUUGGCCACAAAAUAUAGAGCAGAUGAGUCCUUUCGUUUAAAAGUAAAAAAGUUGAUUGCUCUUGCUUUUCUUCCAGUAGAUGACAUCACAACUGAAUUUGACUUAAUUGUCGAUGAAGAGGCCGACGAUCUACUUGAAUAUUUCGAAAAAACUUCGAUUGGUGAACCAAAAAGAAGAGGAACUGGUCGAAAGAAGCCUCUUUUUGAUCACAAAUUAUGGAAUAUUCAUGAUCGAGUUGCCGCUGCUGUACCUCGUUCAAACAAUUCGAUGGAAGGCUGGCACAAUGCAUUUGCCAAUCGUGUCUCAAUUAGUCAUCCAACGGUUAUCAAGUUAACAGAGAAAAUUCGUCGUGAACAAUCCAAAUUCGAAGGUGAUAUAGCGAAGAUUCUUCAAGGUCAUGAUAUCAAGACGAAGAAAGCAUGUAAUCGAAGAUUGUACGAACGUGUUUCUCGACUGGUCAAUGCUUACGAUUCAUCUCAACUGGAUCAAUUCUUAACAAAUGUGGCAGCAAAUGUUACUCUGUAG
This is a messenger RNA of Rotaria sp. Silwood2, 645 nucleotides long. Lineage: Eukaryota; Metazoa; Rotifera; Eurotatoria; Philodinida; Philodinidae. The record is from the annotation of a GenBank genome assembly.